Molecule: messenger RNA, 900 nt
Organism: Mizuhopecten yessoensis (Yesso scallop)
Lineage: Eukaryota; Metazoa; Mollusca; Bivalvia; Pectinida; Pectinidae
Exons: 4
Coding region: 5-859 (284 amino acids)
Source: RefSeq, a predicted model, not a curated record
CACAAUGGCACGACUUUAUAUGUAUUUGGCAGCGUUCACUUUGCUUCUGUCCGACAUAACUAUGCGUGUGCAUGCCUCUCGAUGUGAGAGACGUACGAACUUCUGCGAGGCCUGUGAAGGUACCGGAGCUAUAGGCGACGUCGAUCAGGCCAUCACGUCCACACUAGCGGCGCCAAUGAAGGAUGAAAUCAAUAUCGCUCUCUAUCACCUCAAGACAUCUAUAGAUAUAAAAUUGACUGACCUUAGAGAUACACACAGGCCAGUCGACUCGGAGUGUGAAGUUGGCGGUGAAGGAUCUGUACCACGACAGAUGAACAUGAACGACUACCUGAAAGUACUAUUUAAAAAAAUUACACACAUAGCUGUCAAAACAGAAUAUGCUGACUGUAAGCUUGAGGAGGGGCGAUCUGGGAACUAUGUUGAUGUACGAGACAGCACCAACAGAGUGGUGUGUGCACUCCUCCGCAGAAAUCGCGCAUUACGUUACCAACGCAAACUGUGCUCACCUCGUUACUGCCCACUUCCAUUUCAAUCGCAGGCAACCAACUCGGAGAAAAUCGAAUUUGAGAGAUGCACACUUUUAGAGAGUUCCCGUAUUUUGAACGGUCUGAUUGACUCUUGGGAAGAAUGUAUCAAUGACAAUGACGAAACAUACACAUGCACCACAUCUAUAAGACGAAGGUCCAGACGUCACAACAAGGGUAAAAAGGGAGGACGACGGGGCCGACGGGGCCGACGUGGCCGACGUGGACGCAAAGGCAACAAAAGUCGGCAGGCAAUGCGCAAAAGAUGUAUGAAGAAAACCGGGAAACUUCGCAGACGAUGCCUACGUAAACUGAAGAAGAAAUACAAUCUGUAAAUUAUGAUUAACAAAAUGAUAUUGAACCUGUUAAAGAGGUC